Molecule: messenger RNA, 977 nt
Organism: Otolemur garnettii (small-eared galago)
Lineage: Eukaryota; Metazoa; Chordata; Mammalia; Primates; Galagidae
Product: polycystic kidney disease protein 1-like 3
Exons: 5
Source: RefSeq, a predicted model, not a curated record
UAUGGUCUGCAAACUAAUAACACACUACAGGAAGCUUGUAAGCUCCUCAAGAAUCUGACAGCUUCUGCCACACGGUUUUCAAAGCCAGCUCAGGUCAGCAUCAUCAACUCUCUAAUUUAUCUAAGUGAGCAGUUACUGAAGAUGCCAUUUCAGAACAGGAGCAACUUUGGAAAUCCUGUGAAUGUCUGCCCCUCUCAUCCACCCAAGGAAGCAGUGGCAUCUGGUCAAGAAAGUUGGGAGAACUCCAAGCAGGACUCAGAGCAGGUCGACGACAUGCUAGAAACGUCCUUGGUGGCGCUUGGGAAUAUCCAAGAAGCAUUUCUGCAGCUGAACCAGUCUCCUGUGUCUGCAGUGACCUUGACCUCUCCCACUGCCACCCUGAUGCUGAGCAGCCAAAACAUAUCCACUCUGCCUCUGAGCUCUUACACCCUGGGUUACCCAGCACCUGUGAAAUUGUGCUUCCCGUCAGCUUCAGCUUUGGAGGAGCUCCUGAAUAAACACCCAGCAGUUAACGUCCAAGUUACAGGACUAGCUUUAAAUCCCUUCAAGGAUUUUGGUGAUGGAAACAUUGUUGGGAGCAUUGGAAGCGUGUUACUAAGCUCUAAUCGUAAAUUGCUCCAAGUCCGUGAUUUAAUGGAAGAUAUCGAGGUAGGAGUUGGUUCGUAGGGAAUAAAUGACAUGGAAGGGCUUGGGAUAUCCUGGAGAAAAGGAUGGAGGAUGCAACGGCUUAAGGGAAGUCAUUUUAGAUUGAUUGGCAGCGCCGUUGUUCUGUUCUGAACAUCUUUCCUUGGGAACUUUUACAAAGAGAGUCCUUACCCUUAGAAAAAGUGUUUUAGGUCUUAGACUGUAUACUGUCCCUUCACCCCGGGAGUAAGUUAGCUACAGAUAUUCAAAGAGGAAGACUAGAAAAUUUCUCUACCUUAUCAGUAAAGGAGAUUGAAAGACAUUAAUGAAUGGACUGUCUUAACCUUGGAGGC